Molecule: messenger RNA, 1116 nt
Organism: Peronospora matthiolae
Lineage: Eukaryota; Oomycota; Peronosporomycetes; Peronosporales; Peronosporaceae
Source: the annotation of a GenBank genome assembly
AUGGUGUCGGUUCCCCUCCCAAGCGCCUCUAAACUGGACGUAGGGCGCUGGUCCGACCCGUCUCGUUUAUCCCCCACCAGCAACGACAACUCAAACGCCAACGCGGUUAUCGAGCGCACCCGCUCCGUCAAAGUCGACGCGAACGACUACUCACGGUUCAAAACCAUUGGCGCGGACGUGGACGAGGACGACGCGGAGGCCAACGGCGCAGCUGCUGCCGAGAAGCCGCAAGCUGCAGACGCGCUCCAGUGCCGCAACUGCCGCAAAAACGGGGCCAAGCUCAAGUGCAGCGUGUGCAGGAAGGCCGUCUACUGUGCGCGCAAGUGCCAGGCGAGCGACUGGCCGUUCCACAAGCGCAUCUGCAAGACUCCAGAGCUUGCAAAGAAAGCGCUGACGCCACCGUCGCCACCUCCUCGUGGCGCGAAGGCUCCUGUGGCUGCUUCGACGAAGACAAAGACAGCAGCAACUGCGUCGAGUGGUAGCAAGACCAAGACAAGCGGUGGGUCCGCUGUUCUGGUGACGGAAGAGCCGGACCUGCCGAACGAUGUGCGGGGGUACAAGAACGGCUUGCCGUACUUCCAUCGAGAGCUGUCUAAGGAAGAGAAGAAUCUGAUUGGAGACAUUGCACCGCAGAAGAUUGAGACGACGCCCGUGGCGGUGUCGUCGAGGCAACAUGAUGGAUCGGCGUGGAACACAGCAGGUACAUUUGAAGAGCGAGUGGUGACCAAGUGGGCGGAAAACAAAUGGAACGAGAUCAUUACAGGAGCGACGUAUGUGGAAGGCAGUAUGCAGGCAGUGUUGAAGGCACCAGAGAAGUUUACGGGAGAUGCGAGUAUCUGUGUCGUCCGAGGCAAGAAGCGGUAUUUGUUUGACUUUAACUUCAAGCUGCCCUUUGAAGUCUCGGUAAGUGGCAGCGGUAUUUGCAAGGGGUCGUACGAAAUGAACGACAUCUCGAACGAUGAGGACUAUGAGAUAUCCUGCACGAUGACUGACAAGCUCAGCCAAGCUAGUGCGCAAAGCGCUGUGCAGGCGUUCGUCGCGAAGAAAAACAGCGGGUUGCAGAAGGAGCUGUUACGGCUCAUUGGUGUGUUUGUGAACGAUUUCCAGCAACAAUGA